Carassius gibelio (silver crucian carp) is the source of this 2017-nucleotide messenger RNA. Its product is annotated as cytochrome P450 4B1-like. The transcript is spliced from 12 exons. NCBI's taxonomy places the organism in Eukaryota, Metazoa, Chordata, Actinopteri, Cypriniformes, Cyprinidae. Gene Ontology annotation, molecular function: heme binding; monooxygenase activity; iron ion binding. The record is from RefSeq and is a predicted model, not a curated record. The coding region runs from base 83 to 1624 and encodes 513 amino acids.
CACACACACACACACAUCACUUCCUCUGUCCCACAGCGAGCUCAAUGUCAGCGGACCCCGAGCGGGACGGUCUCCUCACGUCAUGCAGCUUUACGCGAGUUUCCCGUUGAGUUUGGAGUCGCUCUCCGUCAGUCAUGUCUUUGCACUGGCGUUGUUUGUGUGUUUGGCGAUAGUGGUUAAAUUAUUGGCUAUGAGGAGAAGAGGGAUGCGAACUAUGGAGUCUUUUCCAGGGCCACCUGCAGACUGGCUCCUCGGACACGUCAAGGAGUUUCACCAGGAUGGACAUGAUUUGGAAAAGAUUAUGAAGUGGAGUGGACAGUAUCCCUUUGCCUUUCCGCUGUGGUUUGGCCCGUCAUUGUCCAUUCUGAACAUCCACCACCCAUCAUAUGUGAAGACCAUUCUCACCACUACAGAACCAAAAGAUGAUUAUGCAUACAAAUUUUUCAUCCCUUGGUUAGGCGAUGGCUUGCUUGUGUCUACUGGACAGAAGUGGUUUCGGCACAGACGGCUUCUCACUCCUGGUUUCCAUUAUGAUGUUCUGAAGCCUUAUGUGAAACUUGUUUCUGAUUCAACCAAAGUCAUGCUUGGUAAGUGGGAAGUUUAUGGCAAAUCAGGAGAGUCGUUUGAACUGUUUAAGCAUGUAAGUCUGAUGACACUGGACAGCAUCACGAAAUGUGCAUUCAGCUGUAACAGCAACUGUCAGACAGAACGUAAAAACAACCCGUACAUCCAGGCGGUGUAUGACCUCUGCCACCUGGUGAACCUCAGGUUCAGAGUGUUUCCUUACCACAGCAAGACCAUAUUUCAUCUCAGUCCACAUGGAUACAAGUUCAGGAAGGCAGCCAGAAUAGCACACGAUCAUACAGCGUACGUUAUCAGAACAAGGAAAGAAGUCUUGAAGAUUGAGAAGGAACAGGGCAUUUUUAAAAGAAAUCGAAAUUUGGACUUUUUGGAUAUUCUUCUGUCUGCCCGAGAUGAGCAUCAGCAGGGUUUGUCAGAUGAAGAUAUCAGGGCUGAAGUGGACACAUUCAUGUUUGAAGGCCAUGACACCACGGCCAGUGGGAUAUCUUGGCUCUUCUACAAUCUGGCAUGUAACCCUGAGCACCAGGAGAAAUGCAGAGAGGAGAUCCUGCAGGUUCUGGAUGGAAAAGACACCGUGGACUGGGAAGACCUCAAUAAAAUUCCUUACACCACAAUGUGCAUUAAAGAAUCCCUGCGGCUCUGUCCUCCUGUCCCGGGAAUAUCAAGAAAGUUGACUAAACCCAUGACCUUUUUUGACGGACGAACUGUACCUGAAGGUUGUAUCAUUGGAGUCAGCAUUUAUGGGAUUCACAGGAAUGCCUCAGUGUGGGAGAAUCCAAAUGUGUUUGAUCCGUCAAGGUUUCUUCCGGAGAAUGUUGCUGAGAGAUCACCGCAUGCUUUUGUGCCCUUCUCUGCUGGACCCAGAAACUGCAUCGGACAGAACUUCGCCAUGAAUGAGAUGAAGGUGGCCGUGGCGCUGACACUGAAGAAAUACCGGCUGAUUAAAGACCCCCAGCACAUCCCAAAGAUGAUCCCUCAAGUGGUGCUCCGAUCAAUCAAUGGAAUCCACAUCAAGAUCAAACCAGUAGAGAAUGAUUCCUGAUCCGCUAGCGGGUGUUUGCCUUAAUGACUGCAUUUAGAUAUUUAAUACACAUUUCAUGUCUGGAAACUUGAUGGUUAGUAAAUACCCCACACUAAAGUGGCCCAACUGUGUAAUGACUUCAGUGCUUAAGCCCUGAUCCGUAUGAACAAACUUAUUUACUCAUGCACCAGAAGUCACAGCAGUGGUUGUCUGUUAUACUGUACUUACAACACAGCAUUUAAAACAUCUAAGGAAAAACGUCCAGGUAAUAUGAAUUAGCUUUAGGUAAUGAAUGAAUCUUUUGCCUCAGCUACAUUACUACAUGAAUUCUAGAACUAGAGAUCUCUAAUAUGGAAUAAAUACAGAUGAGAUCUUGUGAUCUGUAACUACUGCAAUAAAAGAUUUUAAAAAAUG